AUGUAAUUAUAAAUUGUUUAUAUUUAUUUUCUUUUUUAAUUAAAUAUCUAUUUAUAAGAAGUAAAAAUAUGGAGGAUGACAACGACAUUACCAUAACAGAGAUCACCAACAUAAAGAACAUGAUUUAUAUACCGGACGAUAAUGGAAUAGUAACACCGCCUGCGUUAACUGUAUACACUGGCGAGGCACCAAUGAGAGAUGAAUGGGAAUGAAAAGACAGACAAGCCCCUAAUGCAACUCUUCAGAAGGCUGAUAGGGAAUGACAGCAAACAAAACACAGUACUGACAAACGCGCAAAUCUUAGAUAUCCUGCACAAAGAUUUGAAUACAGAAGUUAUGUACACACACGACUUGGAAAUUGAGAUCUACCUGAACGUUAUAAAGAAAUUCCUCAAAGAUUGGCCGCAGUGGGAUGAGUUCGACAAAUCCGUGAACUUGUUAAUGUCGAAAGGCGAUAUAGAAGCUACUAAGAAACUUCUAGACGUGAAGUAUAAUAAUUUUAAGGAUUAUUUAAAAACCAAAUUGGAUAUAGCGAAACCGCUCGUCAAGGACGCCCUAAAAAGGCUAACGCCGAUCAAUAAUGAUGAUGAUAAACCAAUGAAUGUGGUGAUGGAAGUGAACUGUACACGGUCGCAGCUGAAUAGGCUGUUCUUUAGGCGGCCCAACACCGCUUACAAGAAUACAAUAUUCAACAUUGUGGAAGGGCCAUCGAAGAUAUUACUGAAUAGUAUAUCAGUACAGGCAAUGCUAAACUGGUUCCAUGUGAAAGUGGAUAUAAAUUUACCGUUUUUCACAUAUCGCUCCGGUAUGACACACAUAUUAAAACAUAUUUUAGUUAAUAAAAAGUUGAACAUCACACUUGAAAAUGAGAAGGAACUAAGUCUGCAGUUGCAGAGGAGUGCGAACAGGAAGAACUCAUCGUUUGUCAAAUUGGACGAUGUUUUAUAUGUAUUAGAUGGGAUAUUAAGUAAUAUGCCACAAGAUUAUAUGAAUAGAGAGUUAAUAGUAGCUUUAAUUAAUCAAAUACAAACGGAUUUGCAGAAAAAUCACCCGUCUGUCGGUCUAUAUUUGACGUACUAUAGGAAAUAUUUGAACAAGUAUCCGUAUGUUAGAUAUUUGUACGCCGAAGUGCCAGGUGUUAGUAGUACCGUUAAUAAAUAUGAUUUGCAGUUACAGGAGACUGUGUAUCCCAUUGUGUAUUAUGAGAUUGGCAAGUUUGCUAGAUCAGAGAUGAGAAAUAAGAUGUUUUUAUACUCCCAGUGGGUGAAAUGUGAAUGUAUUUUGUGUAAUAAGACAUUUUCAGGGUUGGACAUGACGGAGAAAUUGAAACAACAUAUUCUGGAAUAUCACUUUGACGAACCUGAUUGGCAGUGUACAAAUUGUAAAUCCGUAUUCUCUAUGAUAAAUUUAACUGAACGUAGAUGGGAGCAUCAGUGUUAACUGUAUUCCACUAGAUACUAGCUGUUCUCCACGACUUUGCCUGCGUGCUUCGAUCUAUACUAUGUGUUAAGUUGGGAUAUAAUCUACCCGUGUGCCAAAUUUCAUUCAAAUUCAUCCAAAAGUGACAAACAUAUCUUCACAAAUUUGCAUUUAUGGUAUUAGUACUUGUCAACUCAAGUAAGAAAUGAAAUGGGAUUUAAUCCCCCUUAUGUAUAAAACUUUAAACAUGUAAUAAAACUGUUUAAGCUAUUGCA
Galleria mellonella (greater wax moth) is the source of this 1694-nucleotide messenger RNA. RefSeq lists its product as uncharacterized. The record is from RefSeq and is a predicted model, not a curated record. The coding region runs from base 199 to 1440 and encodes 413 amino acids. NCBI's taxonomy places the organism in Eukaryota, Metazoa, Arthropoda, Insecta, Lepidoptera, Pyralidae. The transcript has 3 exons.